This is a messenger RNA of Chenopodium quinoa (quinoa), 846 nucleotides long. RefSeq lists its product as uncharacterized. The coding region runs from base 1 to 846 and encodes 281 amino acids. Lineage: Eukaryota; Viridiplantae; Streptophyta; Magnoliopsida; Caryophyllales; Amaranthaceae. The record is from RefSeq and is a predicted model, not a curated record. The transcript has a single exon.
AUGGCAGACACUCCAAAGUAUCACCCCGCCUUUACGAUCACAAACGUAAAGUCCCUCACACCAAUUACUUUAGACUCUAAUCAUGGAUUGUAUCACUCUUGGGCUGCACUUUUUAAAGUGCUUUGUCGAGUUCAUGAUCUCACUUCCCACAUCAUCCCUCCUAUGGACGCAUCCGAACUCGCUGCAUAUGAGUCUGUCAAACGGGCAUACCUUGCCUACCGGAGGCGUUUGGAUGCUGCCGUCCUUAACUGGAUUUACAAUUCAGUUUCUCCAGACAUUCUCACUGCCAUCCUACUCAAGGAUGACACCAUUCAUGGUGCUUGGACUCGCCUUGAAUCAAUGUUCCAAGAUAACAAAGCAUCACGGGCUUCCCAUCUCGAACAAGAGCUUGCUGACCUUGAUUUCGGGAAUUUCUCUAACAUUGAUGGCUAUUGCAAUCACGUCAAAUCCCUCGCUGAUCGUCUUGCGGAUGUUGAUGCUCCGAUUCCAGAUACUCGCCUCAUCCUUAAACUCACAGCCGUACUGCCCGAAGCUUAUGCCGGGACGGUAGACUUCAUACAAAACCAGGAACCUUUCCCUUCUUUCGAAAGUUGUCGUUCUCGCCUUAAGCUUGUUGAGCGCACCAUCAAAAACCGCCUCGCUAAGGAGAAUGGGUCCACCAGUCGCCAACCGACAACCCUACUGUCCUCCACCGGCGGCCACCAGCAACACGAUGCUUCUGUCAACACCUCCAGGCCGUCCAACAGAAGCAACAAGCCAAAGAAGUCAGUCUCAAAGGCUUCUGGUAAAGGGCGCCUCUCUGGUUCAGCCCAGCAACCUUCUGGCCCAACAACUGGACAGCCCUGA